GUGGGGUUCACUCCAACGAUUAUUCUCAGAUUACUCUAUGAUGGUGGCAAUAAGAACAUGAAUAAUCCUCAUGUGGGUUUGUGUUUAUGUUUUCAGCCUUGUCAAGUAAUUAAGAGAAGGAGAUGAAUGGAUGGAGUUAGUAAGUGCAAAUGUUAAUUCCAAAAGGAAAUAAAAAUAAUUUUCAAUCAUAUUCGAUUCUCGGCCAAAAUAGGCAGAAAAAAGAGAUUCAUAUCAUUUGGCUAGAGGGAUGAUUUAUAAAUCAGACGUGUCUCAGUUGCACUGUCUAGACCUUUCGUAAUACAGGUGAUUUGAUGUCAUACCUGCAUUUUAUCAGAUAUUAUUUUGACAAUAAUGUAUCUUAUAAACAAAACCAUUUGACACUCUUAACACCGUGAUCUCGUACUGUAAGUUUUGCAGUUCAAUGAUCUCGUACAGAAAACCCAAGCGGAUUUUUAAUUUUGUCUGAAACUGUAAAACGGAGCAAUAACUAAUGAGCCUUGUCUUGACACGGGCUUCUAGGGGUCCACAUAUUUGACCUCGCAUGUGCACAGUCAAAACCCGAGAAGUAGACGAGUUGUUUCAGUUCAGACAUGAUUGAGGUUUGAAUGUCUCUCUCGACUCUCACUUCAAAAUCGUACUGUGCAUCAGUGAAUCUCCCGUUCGAGUCCGCAAGAAACGAUGAGUAAAGUUGCUCACUUUAUUCUGUGCAACAUUAUUUGAAUUAAGAUCAUGUAGGGAAAAGAAAGGAUAGAGAGAAAUAGAAAGAUUAGUAAAAAGCAUGAGUGUUUCUAUAACAGUGAUGACCUUCAACCUCCAUGAAGAUCAGCCACCAGACAGUCCUAAUUCAUGGGAAAAGAGGAGGGAUUUGUGUAUCAGCGUCAUCACCAGCUACUCCCCAGUGAUCCUCUGUACCCAACAAGGUCCCUCUUCCUCUCCAUACUCGCGCCUGUACAUGAGUAAAAUCCCAGUUGGAUUAUCUUCAGCAGGGCUUGCCAGGAAAGGAUCACAAGACACUUCAGAUGAACACUGCACCAUCUUCUAUGAUAAGGAGAAGGUAGAGCUGGUAGAAGGUGGAACUUUCUGGUUGUCAGAGUCGCCUUCUGUCCCCGGAAGCAUGUCAUGGGGUUCUGUUGUUCCAUGUAUUGCAACAUGGGUGACAUUCCAACUGAAAGGAGUCGAGCCACCGGGCUUUUCCUUCCAGAUAGUCAAUACAAAUAUAGAUGAGAACAGCCCUCGUGCCCGUAGACGAAGUGCUUUACUCACAUGGCAGCACAUUGCAUCCCUACCUCCUAGCUUAUCGGUUGUAUACUGUGGCGGCUUCAAUACACAAAAGGAAUCAACUACAGGGCGUUUUCUACUUGGGAGAUCAAGAGAGCAUGGUGUAGUGGGGGAUAUGAGGGAUGUAUGGCCCAAUGCCCGUGUGAGAAAAAAUGUCUCUCUCAUACGCACUUACCAUGGAUUCAAAGGUAACAAGCAAGGAGCUGUUGAAUACCUCAAACUGAUUUUUAGAGCUCUUUGCCUUUGCUGGGAUCGCCAAACUCAGGAUCUACACGUAGAUUGGAUUCUCUUCAGGGGUAGAUCUCUAAUUCCUGUUUCUUGUGAAGUGGUGAAUGAUAACAUUGAUGGGUACUAUCCAUCCUCGCACUAUCCCAUAUUUUCCGAGUUCAUGCUUCCUCGUAGUGUGAGAAUGCUUGAACAACCUACUCAAGAGGAAAAUUAAAUGCUAUCCGAUUUGAAUCCCUAUCUCCUCCUAGAGUGCUAAUGGCACGAUGAUGCUUGCAAUGAUCAGAUAGCUAUUUUGAUCAUAUUUGGUGUGGUUGUGUAAUUAUGUAAAUAUUUUAACUUACUUUUGGGGCGCUCUGGAAAUCAUGUAUGGAUAUAAUUUCAUAUGAAUGUCUUAAAAGAGAAAUUUGGUAC
This is a messenger RNA of Carya illinoinensis, 1917 nucleotides long. RefSeq lists its product as uncharacterized. NCBI's taxonomy places the organism in Eukaryota, Viridiplantae, Streptophyta, Magnoliopsida, Fagales, Juglandaceae. The transcript is spliced from 7 exons. Gene Ontology annotation, molecular function: 3'-5'-RNA exonuclease activity. The coding region runs from base 779 to 1720 and encodes 313 amino acids. The record is from RefSeq and is a predicted model, not a curated record.